Messenger RNA from Verticillium nonalfalfae, 4314 nucleotides. RefSeq lists its product as uncharacterized. Lineage: Eukaryota; Fungi; Ascomycota; Sordariomycetes; Glomerellales; Plectosphaerellaceae. The transcript has 8 exons. The coding region runs from base 1 to 4314 and encodes 1437 amino acids. The record is from RefSeq and is a predicted model, not a curated record.
AUGGAAUUCGGGGAAAGCGGCAGCGAGUCUGCAGACGACCUAAGAGAAGCCAAUAGACAGCUCGAACAGCUUCGUCAGCAGCGUGGACUUGGCUCAGAGCAGCAUGGAUUUGUUGCCCGAAACCUCGAAAGUGCUCUUGAUAUUCUGGCGUCGCAGCUCAACUCCAAGACAACUCACUUUAUUUUGGAGCUCAUCCAGAAUGCGGAUGAUAACGCGUAUCCAAGUGGCGUCCAGCCUACAUUCAGCCUUGUCCUCGGCAAGAAUGGAUCCAACUUCACACUUCGUACCGACUGCAACGAGACCGGCUUCUCUUUGAAGAACAUCGAUGCCAUUUGCAGUAUUGGCAAGAGCACCAAAACCGGGAUUAUCAAUGGUCAGAAAGGGUUCAUUGGCGAGAAGGGCAUUGGAUUCAAGAGCGUCUUCAAAGUUGCCCAUCAAGUCGACAUCCUGAGCAACUUUUAUGAGUUUCGAAUUGACCGCACAGCCCUCCUGGGCAUGCUCGAUCCGAAGCCGCAUAGAUUCCCUGACACUCAGAGACGACUCCAGCAAAUCAAGCCGGAGUUGCUUUUGUUCCUGCGUCAGCUGAGCGUGCUGGAUAUAAAGGCCGAAAACGGACAUUGCGUGUAUAGGUCAACUCGUCAGGAUCGGGAUCCAAGAUACGACGGAGAAACUGUUUCUUUGAUUGAGGAUCGUGCCGGAUCCCCACUCGAUGAGCCCGUGAAGACCACAAAGCUAUAUCUCAUUGUACGGUACGAAUUGCAAGACAUGCCUGUCGAUGCCCGCCGGAAUAGCGUUUCCAGCACCGAGAUCACACUGGCGUUCCCUGUUGGCUCCGAGCUCGAGACAUGUGAGGCUUUUGCUUUUCUGCCAAUCGACCAGUCUGGAUUCAACUUCAUCGUGCAGGCCGACUUCCUUCUUGUGGCCAAUCGCCAGGCACUGCAGCAUGCCCUGCCGUGGAACCAAAGAAUCCUUGAGGCUAUUCCCGAUGCCUUCGUGCAAGCAGUUCAUCACUUCAACCAUCCCGGUGCAACACACGGAUACAGUCUGAAAUACGAAUGGCCUCUCUUCCUCGAGUACACCGGCCCGAAGAGCUCCCCCUGGGCAGAGGUUCAUCAAGGAAUCAAGAAAAGACUGUGCGACGAGGACGUUCUUGAAGCUCGAGAUGGCAGCUUUAGGGCUGUGCGGCCUAUUCCAUGUCCUGCGGGCACUCAGCAGACUGCUGCCCACAAGCCACUCAUUGUCAUUCCAACAGAGUACCGCUUUGACAAUGGCUUCCUAAUUGAUGCGACAAUCAACCACGGCCAUCAUCUGGCGUUCGAAUACGACCCUGUCUUGGAGAAGUUGAAGACACUCGACAUGAAGGAGAUGACUGGUGCAGGUCUUCGUAACGAAUUCAGCGAUUGGCUCGAACGUGCUGGCCAUGCCGGACUUGCCGCGAAGUCUGACAAGUGGCACGUGGCACUGGCUGCGGCCUUCAUGUGGAAGGGUCGCAGCAAGCAGAAAGACAAGCUUCAGGAACUACCUCUGGUUCAUCUAGCAGACGGGAGCUGGGCAGCCUGUGCGCGCGGCGACAUCUUUUUCCCGUCAACGUCAACGGGAGCAGUCUUGAAUGUGCCCUCUGAUCUUGGAAUUCGAAUCGUUCAUUCAAAUGCUGCAAAAGAUCCACAUCGACGGGAGUUCUACACUUACCUCGGUGUCAAAAAGCUGGACGCUGAAACAAUUUGUUCUUUGAUUCUCGAAAAGCACGCAACGAUUCCGAGACCUAGGCGGAAGCAGCUCAACUGGGUGCUCGACAUCCUGUUCCUUUUCAGACAGAAGAAGCUUCUAGCGACCAUGGACAAGAAACCUCGAUGGUUUCUGGUGGCCGGCAACAGGUCGGUCGCAGAGCAUGUGUAUGUGGAGGAUCCGUCUAGCCACUGCCCUCUCCUUUCUAGACUCAUUGCCGAUCCUAGCUCGGAGAUACGAACCCCCAGCAGCGAUAUUAUGGACGCAUUCACUGGGGACACCAAAUAUGAAUUCAUCAGUUGGUUGCAGCAGCUCCCGGGAGUGUCCUCACGACCCCGACUCGUACAUAAAGGCUGUUUGACUAGAGAAUGGCUCGUUCUCAGUCAAAAUGCAGGCAAUGAGCUCUUGAUUUACCUGAAAAACAUGUACAAGAAUGACCACCAAUCUUUCAGUCACAUGGGCGAAGUUGGGGCCGCCAUGGGUAACAUUCGCGUUCAACUGAUGAACGACCAACGAAUUGCCCAAAGGCCAGCAUACGCAGUCACCCAAGAAUCGGUCAACGAAUUUUAUAGAAAGCUGAGCAUAAGUGCCCGAGACUUUCAACCUCAGAUCCGAACUGCAUUUGCACAGCAGCCCUUGAUCUUCAUCAGCGGCCCAAAUCCCCAAUGGGCUUAUCCGACUGACUGUAUAUGGCGUCGGCCUGACUACGUUGAAACUGGAUUGCCCCUGCCCAAGGUGUAUGAAGGCUAUACUGGUCUGUUCAGGGAUUACCUCGAGAUUCGAAGCAUCAACACAGGUGAUAUCGCACGCGAGAUAAAGGCUAUAGCCCAGAAUGGGGGAAGUAUUGGCAAAGUUCAACAUCUUGUUCGAGACCUCAUUGCUUUGCUUCCUCAUGGGAGACUCGCUGAACUAGAGGAGCAAGACCGAGACGAGAUCGAGGGAGCACAACUAUUCCCUGUCAAGACUUGUUCGCACCGCAGUAGCGACACUGAGGGGCCGACUGCUUUGCGCAGCCUUCGAGACAUGAAAUGGUAUAUCGCAGACAGGCCGGAGCUGGAAAAGAUGUUCAUCGGAAAGAUCGAGCUUCUCGAUGUAGAUGCGAGUCACCGAAGAAGCCUUGUGGGCGCGUUUGGGCUGCACCGUCGACAACUUUCCAAGGCUGUCACAGAAGAAGUGACUUGGAACGAUCGGGGACAAACUGUUGAUCGCAACAUGACAACCUCGUUCCGUUCUAGGGCUGCACAAUUUUGCAGGCUCAGUAGCAACCCGACCGCCGAAAUGCUUGAUCGGCUCAAGAAAACCGAAGUUAAGACGGUCUCAUGCAUAAACAUCACGAGAAAUCUCGAUGGAUGCGACCCGAUACGAGAUGCGUCGCGUCGCCACCAUGUACAGGAGCUCGAUGACCGCAUCGUCAUCUAUCACACCACUCUCACCGAGGCGGAUGUGAUGCACCUCGAAGACGACUUCUCAAGUAUGGUCGUCAGAACUUGCGGUAUUGACGAUGCGCGGUGGUCUCGGCUGGUUCCUUUCAUAAUGCGAGUGGAUCCGGACCAGAUCAUGGAUUUUCUCGACAAGCAUGAUGUGCGUGACAACAACGGGCUGGCGUAUGACAUGGUGGACGAGUGGGAGAAAGCCAAGAGCGAGAAUGGUCAGUCUGAGAAGAAACAGGGAGACCAGGUGAUCGAAUCUGGUCCAACAGAAAACGCCAUGGAUGUGGGCGACGGCCCAGAUGAUCUCGACUUGGGCGGCAUUUCCUUUGAAGAUAACGACGCAGGUCUGUAUAACGACGAAGAUUUCGAGGGCGGCGCCCCCGACAAGCCGGACGCUCUCAAGAAAGCCACCGAAGCUGCUGAGGUUGAACUGGAGGUAACGGCGCGCCACUGCCCUGGGACAGCUCCCUCGUCAUCGUCUCCAACAUCGAAUCCCACGCCUCUGAGAAACGUCCGCCGUCAUUCCAGAGUUGAGGAGUCAUCUCAUACUCGCAAGAGGCAGCGCGUUGAAAAGAUCACGACUCCACCCAGUGUCGACAGGAUCAGCGAGGACGCAGACGUAUAUGAUGAUUUGGCAAUCGACGACGCUGUUGAGCUCCCAUCGGAGCCGACAAUCGAGGUGGACGUCCCGCCGAUUCCUCACGAGCCAGAAUACCCUGGAGUGAGACAAAAUGUGGAGGCCCUAUUGAGCGAAUUACUCCCUGGCUGGCAGCCGUAUGGAGACGAGAUGCCCGACUGCUAUCGAUACGUCGACGACGGAGACGAGACCAUGCUCAAGUUUUCCAAGAGAUUUCAUCUCAGGGCUGACAGUUUUGAACACAUUGCACCGCAGAUGAAGGCGGGAACCACCUACUGUCUCGAUAUCAAGAUUACUGCCGGCGAAGUGUCGACGCCUUUCGGUUUGAAUAAGACGCAAAAUCACUUUCAUCACAAACGAGACAACACGACCAACAUUGUGUAUCUUGUUUUGCGGGUAUCUCACGCCCUACAUGACAUCCAGGACCUCUUGGUCGUAUUGAACCCUUGGACUCGCCGCGUUGAUGAGAAUGACCGGACGGAGCUCCAGUGUAGCGAGUGGACUGUGUUCAACUUUGUGUGA